Messenger RNA from Prorocentrum cordatum, 843 nucleotides. Lineage: Eukaryota; Dinophyceae; Prorocentrales; Prorocentraceae. The record is from the annotation of a GenBank genome assembly.
GUGCUCCUGCUGAUGCAGCUGCGGAAGACCUUUCUGCACCCGCUGCAGGUGAUGCUGCUCAUGGCGUUCACGGUGAAGCUGGAGGCCACCAAGCUGUUACGCGACUACAAGCAGACGAUGCUGGACUCCAUCAAGUCCACGGUUGACGAGGCCAUCAACCCCUUCGCCGAGCAGCUCUCCAAACACGCCGGGUCCGCUGCUGAGCUGGCCCAAGGUGUCAAGGACCUCCCCAAGAUGGUUGAUGAUGCUGUUGCUAAGCGUCUGGAUGGUCAGAAUCGCCGCCUACAGGAGCAGCUCGACGGGAUACACACUCGGCUGCGAGCCCACAAGACCCGACUGGACACCCACGACUCUGACAUCUCCUUCCUCAAGGCCGAGAUCAAGAAGUUGCACGAGCUCCUCGCCGUCGCCAAUGACGUUCCCAAGGCGCCGCUGGUUUCCGCCGCAGGUUUCGAUCGUGAUACCGACCCGUGCGUUAUCAAAGUCAUUGCUGCCAAGCUCACGGCCCUCGAACAUGUUCAGCAGGCCCUUUCUGAUUGGAUCGCCGAGGUCGGUGUCGAGGCGAAAUUCUCCAAGAUCUCAUCAUCGGAGGCCGUCAGCCGCAGCUUCUCCGUCGACUUCGUCGUUGCUCGGGAGAUUCGGGACGCCUUCAAAGAGAUCGACUCCACCAAGCGCUGGUUUGUUGACAAGGACCGCGGCUACGUCAUGGCAGGCUGGGACCCGAUUCUCAGGAUCAGCCCGAACCCUGGCAACGCGCCGCCCACGCUCAACUGGGCCGACAACCUCAUCACCAAGCUUGGGCUCCCGAAGCAGCAGUUAUCGGCGGCGGCUGCCGCCAUCGUG